Molecule: messenger RNA, 2320 nt
Organism: Drosophila ficusphila
Lineage: Eukaryota; Metazoa; Arthropoda; Insecta; Diptera; Drosophilidae
Product: basic proline-rich protein
Source: RefSeq, a predicted model, not a curated record
CGCUUUUCGAGCGAAUGAAACUCCGGUUACCAGUGCAAUAAACCAAAGCCCGGCCGUUGGUGGUUAACUCAGAAAAGAACACAGAUUUCGAAAGACCGCUACGGGGAAAUCGGUUGGCAGACCGCUAAAGAGUAUAAAAGCGCUUCCCAGCCGCAAGCGGAAGUUAGUGAGCGGAAGAAGAACAUGGAAGCCGAUCCGCCGACGCUUAAGCUGCUGUUCCUCUGGACAUGUCUGGCCCUCGGCCUUUUGUCACCUGCAGGAGCGAGUGGAGCAGGGCAAGUGGCCAGAGGCAAUUCCGGCGAGCAGCUGCACCGCACCAAACGAACCAUGACAACCAUCUGCGUCGAGAUCAGACCCAGUAGCCCGCAGGACGAGCCCUACUAUAUGUGCCGGGGUGCCAGCUUCGGAGCCGAGGGUGGCCAGCAGCGGUGCGUGGCGGUGAAGAACCAAGGCGGCCAGGAGGAGCCCUUCUUCAUGUGCCGCGGCUCCGAGUCCGCGGGACCCGCUGGCCAAGACCUUCCUCCGUCGGAGCCUUCGCCACCGAUGAACCCCCACCCAGCCGCUCAGCCCGAGUCCGCCUACAACUUUCAGUUCCUCCCCGCCUGGGGGGGCGGGGCAUAUCCACAGCAGCCCCUUCCGAACGUUCAGCCAGCGAGUCCGCCGCCGUACCAGGAGAAGCCCCCCAGCCAGCCUCCUCCUGCGCAGCACCAGCCCGCGAUCCCCUACGGGUUCUACGGACACCACGUGGCUGCCCCUUCGCCUGCACCUGCGGCGCAGUCGCCUGGCCUGCCGGGACUUUAUCAUCCAGCUGUGGGUAGCCCGCCAGCAGCUCCACCGGGAGCUCCAGCUGGCCCAAGCCCAGCGGCCCCGCCCGCUCCGCAUGAUCCUGCAGCGACUCCGAGGUCGUCGGUCCGGUCCAACGGGUUCGGGGUAGUCGGAAGUAGUCGCCAUCGAGUUGGUUUCGGAGAAGACGUGCUGGGCGCGCCGGGGCUGGGAUUUAAACGGGACGAGCUCAGCCAUCAGUACCGCAGGCCUCUGAGUGAACCCUACCAGCAAGAUCAACUGAUGUGGGUGCCGCUCUCCCACACGGAGGACCCCGAAAACGAUCCUGUUAUGAGAGCUUUCUACGGCAGUUUGGCCGGAGCGCGGGCCCCAGCCGAGGAGGUCCCACAACCGGUGGGAAACAAGCGGGAGCACUCGGACGCGAUGGUGGGACAAAUGGCGACCGCCUACAGUCCCCACAAUGGCCAAUACCCGGAACCUGGGCCUCCGCCAACGCUGCCGCCUCCUCCUCCGACGUACUCCCAACCCGAGCCCAACCCGUACUGCUCCGGAUGCGGCGUCCCUUCUCCCCUCCAGUGCCCAGCUCCACCGGAUAACGGGGUCAGCUACAGCACCGCCUGCCCAAGCUUCCAGCCGGUCAUCAUCACCAUGCCCUGCUAUGGACAACGGCCGCCGGCCCCCUUCUUCCAGCUGCCCAGAGCGCCUCCAGCCAUGGUGGGAGCUCAACCCAUGGGCCCCGCCUUUGGACUGAAUUCCGCACCUUUGGCGGCUCCCUUCGGAGGCGGGUUCGGCGUGGGGAGUCAGCUGCGAAGCCCCUUCGGAGUGACUCCCCAGGGCUACGACAUGGAGCACCAGGUGGGCGGGCCCUUCGGCAUGGGAAUGCAGUUGGGCAUGGGCCUCAACCCGUUCGGCCCCUUUGGAGCCCUGAAUCCGUUCAAUCCCUUUAACAGAAUGCUGGGAGCUCCGGCUCCCACGGCCCCGGAGCCCAACGGAAACUUCUUCCAGCGGGUAUUCAAGUUCGACCAGAGCGAUGCCAGCUCCACGACCACAGAGGCGGCACACUCCUCCGAGGCUCACUCCGAAAGAUCGGGGAGACUGAACUUCUCCAGCAGCACCCCAUCGCCUGCCAGCCGGGAACGGGAUCGGGAUCAGGCCGAUGCCAUCGUGGGCGACGCUGAGCAGGGCACUGAGGACGAGGACUCCGACGAGGCCAUCGACACGGAGGAGGACCAGGCGGUGACCACCCCGGAGGCAGACGUAUCUGGAGGCGACCCCAAGGUCGAGGACCUCGUUAGCAAGGCGGCGGAGCUACUCAAGAACGACAAACGCAAGCGGCACAACCCGCGUUCCAGCGGACGCGUUCCCCAGAAGCACAGGUACCUGCAGCAGCUGUAGCCACUUCGCUCGUAAACGGAUUGGGUGACAGAUCCCCUGGGAAUAGCCGCCACAUGGGAGGAGUUCACCACGACACUGUGUGUACAACAAUUGUGCUAGAUUAAGUCCCUUGAAGCAAAUAAAGUGUAAUUUAUAUUUGAAA